UAGCGCGAGACCCGCGGAGCGCGCGCAACGUGCGAUUGAGCGUCGCGGCUGGUAAAAGCGAGCGACGCGCUAUUAUAAGCGGAGCCUCUGAAUGUAAGCCAUGUUCCUCGGUGUGCUGCAGUUCUCUGAGGACACGAUGGGCUUUGUGCCUUUCCACUUCAGCUGUUGCACAGUAUAUUUUCAACAGAAUGACUGAGGAGGAGAUGGGAACAAGCAGAACCAAUCCUAUGGGCAGAGUGAAUACAUGGACCAUGGACAUUACAGAGACAGCAGUGUGAAGGAUAUCUCUGGGUUAGACACAUCUUUGAGGAGCGCAGAGCUUUUGAAAAACCCAAAGGUGGACUCUUUCAGCAUCUCCCUUGCAUCCUGCCUGUCCAGCCAUAACUUUCCUAUCAGCAUUCAGAGCCACAGCUCAGAACUGUUCUUUUCUGGUGCUGACAGUGGUGCCUUUCUAGUUUACUGGUCCUCCAGGGAGACACCUGUGUCUCUUCACUCAGGAAGCACCAUGGAUCCCUACUGCUACCAAAUACCAGAAUCUACCACCACUGUAGGUGUUGUGGAGCAGUUAGACAGUGGACAGGAAGAAGAAGACAUGGAGCUAGAAGUGGGAACGUUCCCCAUGCUGGUGAGGUCCAUGUCCACAUCACGGAGGCACAGUUGGGAGUUCCCCUUGUCGCCUGUCGAACCAGGGAGGAGACUGAGUCUAGACACAUCAGCCAUGGACAGCGAUGGAGACAGGGAGGAAGAUCUACAGCAGUCUACACAUAUCCACCAGUACUUUGUUUACCCAGAAUGCCUCAGUGAUUUAGAUGAGCCUGAUAGGCUAACAGAGAAGCCCUUGACCAGCUCUGAAACAAAGCAUACAGAAUUGGAGUCAGGCAAGUCAGGGAAGAUCCUGUACUCAGAAUCUGAGGUCAUGGCAACAGAGCACUCCAGAGGCUUGAAUUUGAGCUACGUGCUGGAAACUUCUACACAGGCUGACACAGUGGAAGGAGAAGAGCGGGACCUGGAUGACAAGCUACAUUCUAGAGAUGUUCAAAGUCAUAUAGCUAAAGCAGUUACACUGGCAGGUAAACACUGCCCCCGAGUCAGCCCCCCUGCCCUAAUGACUAAGCCAACAGGUUCAUCAAUGGAGGACAAAGAAAUGUCUGGGAGUGUCACCUGGUAUGAGUUUCUCUCAAAUGAAAAUGAUGACGAAGAAGAGGACCGAACAGAGAAAGCGGAGCUUGGCAAUAAGAAGGUCAAACGCACAUUCAGCUCCCUGAGGAACAGAGUGACAGGUUCCUUCAAUAAGGACAAGGGUAAGAGCAAAGAGAAAGACAGGGGAAGAGAGAAGGAGAAAGAGUCCAAAGAGAAAUUCAAGGCACACAGUAAUGGACAUCAGCUUGUCCCUGGCAUGUUUUCCAGCUGCACAACGUGUUCAUUGUGUAGCAAAACCCUGCAGAAGAAGAACAGCCUGCAGUGUCAGAACUGUGCGGUAAACGUUCACAGGAACUGCCGGCGCUUACUGGCUGAGUGCAGCAGCAGAAACAAGCUAAAAGAUUCUCCCAAGCAAACCACUGGGGCAGUGCAGAGGAAAGUGCAGUAUUACAAUCAAGCACUGAAGGAGUCCUCUGCCAAUGGCCCUUCCAACUCGCUGCGUGGACCAGGCAUGACAGUCAGUCUUCGAGGGCAAAAUAACCAAACCUCCAUCUCUAGUACCAACACCAGUCUUGGCCAGAACAGCAGUUCAGGAUCAAUCCCAGGAGAGAUGGAUGACGUUGACAACAAGUUCAAAAUACUCUCGGAUGACGCAAUCUCUUUGCCUCCUCUUAAUGCAGAAUCCAUCAUUCUUGAAGAUGCACAGUAUGCCAAGGUGCAAGCAGAUUUGGAAUCUGAUGCACAGGAGUUUGAGGCAGAGUCUUGGAGCCUGGCUGUUGAACCACAGUACUUAAACAAACACACAAAGGUAGCAGUCAAGAGGCAAGAUGUAAUAUAUGAGCUCAUCCAGACAGAGAUGCACCAUGUGCGUACGCUCAAGGUUAUGAAGUGGGUGUAUGCGCAUAAGAUGCGUGAGACGCUGCAGAUGGAUGAUGGCAAGCUGGAGCGCCUCUUUCCCCGGCUGGAGUGCCUGCUUGAGGUGCAUCAGUUCUUCCUACUACAGCUGAAGGAGCGCAGACGACAGAGCCUGGAGCCCGGCAGUGAGCACAACUUCUCCAUCCAGCGAAUUGGGGACAUCCUCACCCUUCAGUUUUCAGGGGAAAUUGGAGAGAGAAUGGAGGAAAUGUAUGGUGACUUUUGCAGUCAUCAUACUGAGGCAGUCAGCUAUUACAAAGACCAAAUGCAGAACAACAAGAAGUUCCAGAACCUGAUACGGAAAAUCAACAAUUUGUCUGUUGUAAGAAGGUUAGGUGUGCCAGAGUGCAUUUUGUUAGUGACCCAGCGCAUCACAAAGUAUCCGGUGCUGGUGGAGCGCAUCCUACAGAACACUGAAGCUGGUACGGAGGAGCACAUGGAGCUAGGUGUUGCACUGGAUCUGAUCAAGGAUGUCAUCAAAAAGGUGGAUGGCCGUGUCAAUGACUACGAGAAGGCUGCACGACUCAGGGAAAUCGCCAACAAGAUGGAGCCCAAGACCCAGGGCAAGAUUAAAGAUGGGCGUGUGCUCAGCAAGGAGGACAUUGCCCAGGGCUCGCACAAGCUGUUGUAUGAAGGAACUGUCAACUGGAAGGCUGCAUCUGGCAGACUCAAAGACAUCCUUGCAGUGCUGCUGACAGAUGUCCUUUUAUUAUUGCAAGAAAAAGAUCAAAAAUAUACAUUUUCAGCUGUGGACAGCAAGCCAUCAGUGAUCUCCCUGCAGAAGCUGAUUGUGCGCGAGGUAGCCCAUGAAGAGAAGGCAAUGUUUCUGAUAUGUGCUUCUUCCAGUAAACCCGAGAUGUACGAGAUCCACACCACCUCCAAAGAAGAGCGCAACACGUGGAUGGCAGUGAUCCGCCAGGCUGUUGAAAGCUACUCCCAUACUGAGGAAGGGCAGAAGGAGGAACGGGCCUCCAGACUUGAGGAGUUCCAAGAGCAACUGCGUCUGAAAGAUGCUGAGAUUAUUCAGAGCCUGACAGAGAAGCUGCAGAUCUUUGCAGAAAUGUCCACUGGGAUGGAGGACAUGGGGUCCCGCACACAACUGCUGCUACGUGGUGAUUCCUCAGAUCUCCAGCAGGGGGAGACUCUGCUUAAGGGUGCCAUCAGUGAAGUUGAGCGCCUUCAGGACCUGCUGCUGUGUGGAAAGAAUGAAGCUGCUCCACACUCAGAGGGGAGCCAGGGCUCUGGGGGCCUGCCAAGGAGAGCAGACACCUUUGGGGGCUAUGACAGCAGUCCCACCAUGAUCAACAAAAUUGGCAGUAUGAAGAAGACACACAAUAGAGACAACAAGCAAAGGGAGAGAAGCCAGCGAGCACGCUCUGACCCCCAGCUGAAGGAGAUCACCAGUGGAGAGGUCCUUGAGCAUUUGGCUGAUGAGACCUUGUCACUAAGUCUGAAUUCAGCAUACCAAAAACACAUUUUUGAAGCAGAGUUUCUUGAUCGAGUGCUGAUGCUGUCACAGAGACUUUACAGCCUCCAGGCCAUCAUUUCCCAGCAGGACAGUCACAUUGACAUGCAGCGGGCAUCACUUGCGGAGCGUGAGCGUGCUGGUCGGUUGCGCGGUAGCUUGCUGCUGGAGCAGGAGAAGCAGCGCAGCCUGGAAAAACAGCGUGAGGAGCUUGCCACCUUCCAGCGGCUACAGAACCAGCACCGCCAGGAGCUGGUACGCUGGGAGCGGGAGCGUGAGCGCCAGGAGCAGGAGGCCAAGGCAAAUAAUGCACUCCUCCUCCAGCGUGAAGAGGAAUGCCAGAAGCUGGAAGCGCAGCUGGCUGAGGAGCGCAAGGAGCUGGAGAGCCAGCGGGAGAAGUACCAACAGGAUUUGGAGCGUCUACGAGAGGCCACACGUGCUGUGGAAAAGGAGAAAGAGUGGCUGGAGCAGCAGAAGAGACUGAAGAAGCAGAAGACUUCCCCAGGCCUGCUAAGGCCAGAAAUUACACAGGACCUGCCACUUAUCUCAAGCUUCAAUGGGGAUAUAGGACUGAUCAACACGGGGGAUGACCUGGGCCUAGCUGCCAAACCUCACAUUCGCUAUAGCCUGUCACUGGCCCCUGGUGACCACCCAGAACGGCCAGAGGUUCUGCCACGGCGUGAGAGCAGCAGCUCCCUGGCCAUCAAGACAGAGGUGCCCAUCCACUUGGUCAGCACCACAAACCAGCUUCACAAGCAGGGUGGAGUCCAACAACAGAUCCCCACUAAGCUCGCUGCUCUCAGCAAGGGAAAGGAGAAGGGCGGCAAGUCCAAGAGUUCCCAUCGGACCGACAGCUCAGCAUCACUAGACAUGAAGCAGAUGCUGCCUCUCAAACUGUCUGGAAAAGAGGAUGGGAAUUCUAAAACAAAGAGGUCUGUUAGUCCUCACCAGGCACACCAUCCAGAUCCAGUGAUCCCUGGUGACAGCCACAUCGAAGUCCAGUCAGCAUACCGAUCCAGCAAACGCAAACAGGCAGGUCAGAACAUGCUGAAUGACCUGUCUCCACCCUUCCAAACCCAAGAGGAUGUACCCAAGGAAGAUGUUAUUUUUUUCUAGCGCACCCCCCCA
Messenger RNA from Scleropages formosus (Asian bonytongue), 4648 nucleotides. RefSeq names its product rho/rac guanine nucleotide exchange factor (GEF) 18b (gene arhgef18b). Lineage: Eukaryota; Metazoa; Chordata; Actinopteri; Osteoglossiformes; Osteoglossidae. The transcript has 31 exons. Bases 245 to 4636 code for a protein of 1463 amino acids. The record is from RefSeq and is a predicted model, not a curated record. Gene Ontology annotation, molecular function: guanyl-nucleotide exchange factor activity.